Psylliodes chrysocephalus is the source of this 2759-nucleotide messenger RNA. The record is from the annotation of a GenBank genome assembly. NCBI's taxonomy places the organism in Eukaryota, Metazoa, Arthropoda, Insecta, Coleoptera, Chrysomelidae.
CUGUAUUUAUUCCAGCGUUGCCGACGCUAGUCAUCCGAUUAAAGUUAUACGAGACGAAUGGCUUAUCGCAUGGCAUCCAAAAUACCAAAAACAUUUUUCAUACGAAAAAAAUUCGUAUACGAGUACUCGAAUACGAAUAUGUUCGCAUAAGUCAGAAAAUAGCAGCCCUGUUCAUUGGUUGUACGUACACACACACGUCAGGUUUUAUAUGUCAAAGUCAAAAAGUCAUAACAAAUAAUUUAGUUUUGAAUUUUUAUUUUAUAGUAAUUUUAAUAUAAAUUUACUGUUAACAUGGAUAAAAGUACAGUUGCAGAACUAAACUCACAACAUGAUUUAUAUUUACAAGAAAUCGAAGGAAUAGAUGAUUAUUGGGGCCCUACUUUUCGAGCAAUUUUUGAUAGUAACGAAGAGGUAGAAUUCAAGAAAAAAUUAGGAGAACGUAUUAAACACCAUGAUAAAGACAUUGAAAGAUUGUGCAAUGUUUAUUAUCAAGGAUUUAUUGAGUCUGUUAGAGAACUUUUAGAAGUUCGAUCUCAAGCUAAUAAACUAAAUAGUCAAGUAGUUACUUUAGAUAAACAGGUUCAUGAUGCUGCUCAGGGUAUUACCAAAUCUGGGUCAGACUUAUUGCAAGCUAGAAAAGUACAAAGUAAUAUUGCUGUGGUUAUAGCACAGCUUAACCUAUGUUUGCCGGUAUUUACAACUUACUCUAAAUUACAAAAACAAAUUGCAGAAAAAAGAUAUUAUCCGGCUCUUAAGACUCUAGAAGAAUUAGAACAUCUACACUUACCUCAUGUUGCUAACUAUAGAUUCUCAAGACAAUUGCAAGAAAAUAUUCCAAAGUAUAGAGAGAAAAUAGAAGCAGCUUCCAUGUCUGAUUUAAAAGACUUUUUAGAAAAUAUAAGAAAAUUUUCACCAAAAAUUGGAGAAGUGGCGAUGAGACAUACUAGUGAACAACUUGCUAGUGAUCCAACUGUGGUAGGGAGAAAGAAGAAAAGAAAUGCCCCUCAACCUCCAGGUCAAUUUUCUGAUGAAGAUAGGAGUGCUCAAGAGUUAAUAGACUUUUCGCCCAUCUACAGAGGGUUACACAUUGCCCAUGUACUUAGUAGAUCUUCAACAUUUGAAACUUAUUAUAGGGCUGAGAGAACUAAGCAAGUUAGAUUAGUGUUGCAGCCACCAACCAACAUGCAUGAAUCUGAAGAAAGUUAUAGAUCAUACAUUCAUGCAGUUCUUGGAUUCUUCAUAUUGGAAGAUCAUGUUUUAAAUACCGGAAAAGGACUUAUUACUAGGGCUUUUUUGGAUGAAAUGUGGUCAAUGGCAUUAUCAAAAAUUGUCACAGCUCUCCAAACAAAUUCUUCAUACUGUACUGAUGCCACUUUAAUAUUAAGAAUAAAAGAUUUGAUAAUGUUGUUUUGUACGACUUUGAGAAAUUAUGGUUACUCAGUCAAACCUCUAUGGGAGUUGGUGAGAGAGUUGAGGGAUCAUUAUACAGAAGUUUUAAUGCAAAGGUGGGUGCAAGUGUUUAGAAAAAUAUUGGCAGAAGAGGACUUCCAACCUAUUAAGAUCAACAAUCAAGAAGAACUGAAUGAAAUGUUAUUGUCUUUUCCAUGGGAAGGUGACCUUCCCGAUAAUAUAGUAUACCCAUACAGCUUUCCGUUUUCCAGUAUGGUUCCUAAAAUAUAUAGGGAGGUUAAAGAAUUUAUCUAUGCCUGUGUGAAGUUUUCUGAAGAUCUAAAUCUCAGUCAGGUGGAGGUGGACGAAAUGAUCCGAAAAUCAAUGAAUUUGUUGCUGACGAGAACUUUCAAUGGCUGCCUUUCUUCGACAUUUAGAAGCCCCCAUGUUAAUUUACAAGAGAUUAUUCAAAUAAUAGUAGAUACAGGAUAUUUAGAAGAGGCUAAUGUCUACCUUGAUCAGUUCAUAUCAAACAUUACUGGUGAAGAAUCUCGUGGUGUAACUUCAGCUUUGGCCCAUGGACAAUCUGCACUGUUUUCUGUAUCUCGUGAGGACGCAGUCAGGCAGAUUUGCGAAAAACUCAAACAGAAACUGAACGAAUUUUUCGAAUUAGAAAAUUAUGAUUGGUUGCUGGUGGAGCCCAAUGGACACGCCUCUAGUUACAUAUCCGAUAUUAUUGCGUUUCUACAGACGACAUUCCACAGUUUUACAAAUAUCCCGCUCGAAGCGGCACAAAUUGCUUGUAAAUCAGCCUGUGAUCACAUAGCGGAAUCGUUAUUUGCAAUGUUAAUGAAUGAAGAGAUCAAGCAACUUUCUAUGGGAGCUUUGAAUCAACUCAAUUUAGAUCUACUUCAAUGCGAAUUAUUUGCUGCGUCUGAACCAGUGCAAGGUCUACAGGAAGGUUCUUUGCUUUCUUAUUUCGAAUAUUUGAGAGAAAUCUUGGAUUUGUUUAUAUCGUGGGACUGGCCAACGUAUUUUCAUGAUUAUGCCCAAGAAACAAGCAAAUAUAAGAAAGUAAAUCCUGACGUGGCCAUCGUUUUAUUAGAAAAGUUAAGAGAAGGUGACAAGAAAACCAUGUUUACAGUGCUGAAGAAGAGCGAACGGGACAAGAAGAAACUUUUGGAGACGGUUUUGAAGCAAUUGAGACAACUUGCUCAGAUACCUCCUGGAAAAUAAAAUUAGUUUUAAAUAUUAAACAAAAGCUUUAAUUAUUUGUAUCGUACUCUUUUAACUUUGAAUGAUUAUUUUACUUUAAGAAAUAAUUUAUUUUACAAUAUUGUUAUAUUAUUUAGAAUAAACAUUGAUUUAUA